This is a messenger RNA of Scleropages formosus (Asian bonytongue), 3038 nucleotides long. It is a transcript of the gene rce1a, whose product is annotated as Ras converting CAAX endopeptidase 1a. Gene Ontology annotation, molecular function: metalloendopeptidase activity. The transcript has 8 exons. The record is from RefSeq and is a predicted model, not a curated record. Bases 110 to 1006 code for a protein of 298 amino acids. Gene Ontology annotation, biological process: CAAX-box protein processing. Gene Ontology annotation, cellular component: endoplasmic reticulum membrane. NCBI's taxonomy places the organism in Eukaryota, Metazoa, Chordata, Actinopteri, Osteoglossiformes, Osteoglossidae.
AUGAUCGCGUGCGGACGGGGCGCCCCGUCUCGUGCUGCUCGCUGCCUCGUGCCGAGCCUCGUGCGCUGAGACGUGUGCAGCCCCGGCGACGGGCUCGCGCCUGGACGCCAUGUCCGCGAGCGAGGACGUGUGUUGGACUUCUGUCCUCGCGUGCUUUCUGCUCGCGUGCUCCUACGUGGGCAGUUUGUACGUGUGGCGGAGCGACCUGCCCAGGGAUCAUCCAGAUGUGAUAAAGAGGCGCUUCACCAGCGUGCUCAUCGUUUCGGCCCUUUCGCCCGUCUUGGUGUGGACGUGGAACGAGUUCGCGGGUACCGCGCCCAGCGCCUCCCUGCUGCCGCUGAUGGGCUUUCGACUGGAGAGCUUCGCGUUCGCUGCCACCUUACCUCUCAUUCUUACCACGAUGUUGUUCCUUGGUCCUGUGGUCCAGCUGGUCAUGGAGUCUCCUUGGAGUUUCACUGAUGGCGUCAAGCUGUGUUUUGAUCCUUUGUUCUGGAGGUUGUGUGUCAAUGACAUGCAGUGGCUCAGGAACCAGGUGGUGGCGCCGCUGACGGAGGAGCUGGUGUUCCGCGCCUGCAUGCUGCCCAUGCUGGUCCCCUGCACGGGUCCCACCGCCGCCGUCUUCAUCUGUCCCCUCUUCUUCGGAGUCGCCCAUUUUCACCACGUCAUCGAGCAGCUGCGGUUCAAACGAGGUACCUUGUCAGGGAUCUGUCUGUCCGCAGUGUUCCAGUUCUCAUACACGGCUGUUUUCGGAGCCUACUCUGCCUUCAUCUUCAUCAGGACAGGUCACCUGGUGGGUCCGGUGCUCUGUCACUCGUUCUGUAACUACAUGGGUUUUCCAUCGCUGGGCGCCGCCCUGGGCCAUCCUCGCCGUCUGCCCAUCCUGGCCUCCUACCUGCUGGGCGUCGUCCUCUUCCCGCUGCUCUUCUUCCCGCUGACCGACCCGUCGUGGUUCGGCACGUCGCCCAUCUGCAGCCGGGCCCUCGGCUCGCGCUCCGUCUGCUCCUGACGAGCCGCCGCCGAGCGCGGCUCCUCUCGGACCCUCGCGCGCUGCUCGCGCCAGAUGGUGGGCCUGCGGGGCGUGCCGGCGCUGCCCAUCUGCUUCUUUCCCCUCUCAGGUAUGCGUAGCUUUCCCAGACCAGCUCCAUGUCCUCGGACGUGAACUCGGCGAGAUCGGAGUCCCCUACUCUGUACCGCCUCCGUACCGCGUCUGUACCGGUCUCCUCUUCUACCUCACGAGGUCUCUGCACAUUGCCUUUCUCUCGUACCCCAGUCUCUGGUCCUGCCAGGAAACUUGAAGCUACUUGAAGCUACUCUCUCCCACUAUCUGCGUUGAGAAACACCUCCUGGAAAAGUAGUCUUGCUUUGCUUUACUUUGCUGUUUUGUCGAAACUCUGGGCAAGACGGACAGAUUCAAGUAUGUCCCCGGUCACUUCCUGUUCCUCCUUUCGUUCCUUCCUAACGAUUUCUGUAUUUAUUGCAGAUGUGCAAUUUUACUGUGGUUUUAGCAGGUGUCACUAAUUUAUGUCCAGGGCGUUUCUUUUGUAAGAAGAGGAAUGAGACAAAUUAUUUUACUUCACGUACAAUUCAUCUUGGUUACUCGGUCAUUUAGAAACACGUUACAUUUGUAUCCGCUGCAGUCUUUACGUGGCAUGAGAUGUUGAAUGGGAUGAAAGGAAAUGAGGUGUGUGUGUGUGUGCGCGUGUGUGCGCGCACGCACGCACGCACGCAUGACCACAUCACUAUGCAUAGUCCCUGGAUCUGCACUGCGAGCAGUAGCCACUCAUCUAGCACAUCCUAUCAAACUGCAUGAAAGCCAGCAGAAAAGGGAGGACGAGGAAGAAACCAUCUCAGGUACUGAUUCGCAAAGCCCGGCACCUGCCUGCCGCAGCCACGUGAAAAUCUCGGCGUCAUCAGGGGAGGCUUUUGGAAAACUUUUAGUAAUAGAGAGCACACGUUUCGCAUGCAGUUUAACACACCCACUUUUACUGCGUAAAGAACAACCGAUGCGUCGCCGAAAAGGUUCUUGUUGGAAUCCCAGAAAAAGCAGCAAAGUGUCUUUCGUCGCUGUCCCUCGGCCCCCCGCCGCCACCUCCUCGCAGGGCGAAGCCAGCUCUCUGUACCACGUUAUUCUGCUCAAGCUGUACUUUGUUAGCGAAUGCUUUAGUUAAUCCUCUCUCUCCGUUUCCAGAAGUCUCCUGCUUAUUUUUCGCAGCUCAUGCAAUGUGCCAGAGAUUCGGGUGCUUUAAGUCUGAGUGGAACAACUCGAGGAGUCGUGACCAUGCGAUCAGUGCUUUUGGCACUUUUACACACAUUUAUAGUGAAGAGCACCCGUUCGCGUCCCGCUGUCCCACGUGCAUAUACAGCAGGUACAUUUGUAGAAAGUGUGACGCCGAAGCUCUGCGUUGUUUCUCCUCGUCAGGGUUUAGGGACAAUCUGUUGUACCGCAUGUCAUCGGCACCCUUUCUCGGAUGCUCAUCUGGCUUCGUCAUCGGCCGCUCUCCGCUCAUGGACACGCGAAACGAGGGCGCUGGACGUGUGCCCUCCUGCAUCAGCUCCCUCCUCUUUUCUGAAACGCUCACCUCUCUUUUUUUUUUUUUUUUUUUUUCCCUUCCCUCUCGCUUCCUCAUUCUUGGAAACAGGUUCCAUUUGUAUGCAGCCGUUUCUCUUACUACUUUAAAGCAUGUGUCACCCACGUCGGGACUUAAAUGUGCACAAAUUGUUCAGAGCAACAAUUCUAUUUUUAUUACACUGAAAGAGUGUGUGUCGGUAAGGUCAGCAUGGACUGUGUAUCUUACUCAAAGUUCACUCACUUUCACACACUUAAGCAGUUUUUUGUACACUAAGGUACAAGGUUUGAAUUGUAGACCAGCAAUGGUGAUGUUUUCUUAAAAUUAUUUUGAAAAAUGGCAGGGAGGGGGUCAAAUGUUUCUCUUGAACAUAGUGGUAUGUGAACGCUAAACACAAUUUUGGGAAGUCAACAGUUUGAUAGUGUUAUGACAAUCUUGUAUGGAAUAUCAUGUUUUGAAUGUUAUAUUCCU